Messenger RNA from Centruroides sculpturatus (bark scorpion), 837 nucleotides. RefSeq lists its product as uncharacterized. The transcript has a single exon. Bases 1 to 837 code for a protein of 278 amino acids. Lineage: Eukaryota; Metazoa; Arthropoda; Arachnida; Scorpiones; Buthidae. The record is from RefSeq and is a predicted model, not a curated record.
AUGUUUGCCGACGACAGUGCCGUCUUCGCUGACAACGAUGUAGUGGCCACAGAUACGCUUUAUGAUAUAGCCACUAUCGCUCAGUCAUAUGGUCUUAAAAUAAAUGUGGACAAAACCAAAGUGCUUACAACGGAUGGAUCGCGGGCAACUGUUUACCUUAAUGGAGUCCAAAUUGAGCAGGUACAAGAGUUUAAAUACCUUGGGUCACUGAUCAAGGAGAAGAAAGUGGCAUCGUCAAAUGAAACUCAUGCCCGUAUUGGACAGGCAGCCCAUGCAUUUGCCUCACUCAAAUGGUUUGUAUGGAGAAAGAAUAACAUUUCUUUGAUGACCAAGAUCCGCCUGUUCCGUACACUAGUCAUACCGAUCCUUCUCUAUGGGUCAGAAACUUGUACCUUGCUUAAGACAGACUUGGACAAACUUGAGACCUUUCAAUUGAAAUGCUUGAGACAGAUUCUUGGUAUCUCCCUUUGGGAUCGCAUCACCAACAAUGCCAUCCGGACCAGAUGCCAACAGCAGCCAUCUGUUAAGACACAAAUUCAACAGCGACGGCUGAGAUGGUUUGGCCAUGUGUGCCGAAUGGAUAUCAACCGAAUUCCGCACCAACUGCUCUUCCGACAGCGACCUACUCUGUGGAAAAUCCAACACUCCGCACCUAAGAAAACAUGGACCAAACAUGUUGAGGAGGACCUCAAGAAUCAACGGCUUGAUCUGAACCAGGCAAAAUUGGCGGCCAUGGAUCGAGGGCAUUGGAGGGGCAUUGUGGAGAAAGCUCGACUUCCUGCGGCACCCACAGCAGCAUACUGGUUGCGCGGACACCCGCAACCAAAUGCCAGCUAG